CAAUUUUAUUACAGAAAGGCCCGAAUCAUGGAAGGCGCAAAUGGAAAUCCUACAGGAGGCCGCAUUCAUUUUGGGUCUCUUGAAGCCAUUGAGGCAAGGAAUCGCCAGGCAGCAGCGGCAGCAGCAGCUCCUGCUACUUCUUCACCUUCUACGUCAACAACUGCACUCAAGGGGGCUACAGCCAUAGAAGAUCUCAAGGUUGAUGACAAGUUCGAGCACUCCGCAUCAUCAAAGAGGGCGCGGGAUCAGCACUCUGAAAUCCUUGAGAUGUUUGAACGUAAGAAGAGAGCCAGGACAAUAGCAGUCCCAACCGAUGACAAAAAAGUCCGGGAAAAGCUAAGAGAACUUGGAGAGCCUCAAUGCUUGUUUGGUGAAGAUAAUAUGGACCGUCGAUCACGUUUAAGAGAGUUGAUGGCAAAAGACGCACCCACGGAAGGGGAUGACGAAAAAAUGGCUUCAGGAGAUGAGGCGGAAGAAAGUAGUUCUGACGAAGAGGAGGGGGAAGUAUACACGCCAGGGACAGAAAACUUAUUAAAGGCUCGAAGAGAUAUUGCACGGUUCUCUCUACAAAAAGCUGCCAUGAGAGUAGCAAGGCAAAACGAAGAGAGCAAAAUAUCAGUCGUAGUAUACAAGAGCAUGCGGUCUGAGGAGUUUGAGAAACUGAGGGUUUAUACCAAUUAUUCAUCCCAAAUUGGAGAUGACCGGCCAUUAUCGCAGUGUGCAUUUUCCCCAGAUAGUAAAUUUCUAGCAACAGGUUCAUUUAGUGGUUUAUGCAAGAUUUGGAGCGUCCCCGACUCGAAACAAGUGCACACAUUACGUGGGCAUACUGACAAGAUCGGAGGCCUCAGAUGGCACCCAAAAGCACACAUUUCACAAGAUCGUGGGGCCGUGAAUCUAGCUACAGGCGGUGGAGAUGGAAAGGUUAAUCUGUGGUCGCUGGAAAGUGAGACUCCUAUACAGUCAUUGAAAGGUCACGAGGCAAGGGUGGCUCGUAUAGGCUUCCAUCCAAUGGGUCGAUUUUUGGGGAGCGCAGCGUUUGAUGGUACAUGGAGGCUCUGGGAUAUCGAAUCUGGAAUCGAGCUUUUAACACAGCGAGGCCACUCCCGUGAAGUGUAUGCAAUCGGAUUCCAGUGUGACGGAUCACUCGCUGCCACUGGAGGUCUGGACGCUAUCGGGCGUGUAUGGGAUUUAAGGACAGGACGGUCAGCGCUGACGAUGGAGGGCCAUGUUUCCGAUAUCUUAGGAAUUGACUUUGCACCUAACGGAUACCAGAUCGCCACUGGAAGCGCUGACAAUUCAAUCCGCAUCUGGGAUUUGAGGACGUUACGGUCCAUUCAUUCUAUUCCUGCGCACACCAAUCUUGUCUCCGACAUCAAAUUCUAUCCAGGCCCUGUUUUGGGUGAUAAUAACACAGACUCGAACAUGCAAGUCGACGGAGAAAUAGUACGACCGAGCAAGAGCGGUAUUUAUUUGGGAAGUUGUAGCUUUGACGGGACGGUUAAGUUAUGGAGUGCAGAUGAUUGGAAGUUACAAAAGAGUUUAGUAGGCCACACAGGAAAAGUUACUGGAUUAGAUAUCUCAAGUGAUGGCCGAUUCCUUGGCUCUAGUGGAUUCGAUAGAACAUUCAAACUUUGGGCACCUGAAAAUGCCGAUUAUUAAAAUCAAAUCUACGUUAU
Lobosporangium transversale is the source of this 1676-nucleotide messenger RNA. Its product is annotated as WD40-repeat-containing domain protein. NCBI's taxonomy places the organism in Eukaryota, Fungi, Mortierellomycota, Mortierellomycetes, Mortierellales, Mortierellaceae. Bases 28 to 1659 code for a protein of 543 amino acids. Gene Ontology annotation, molecular function: U6 snRNA binding; U4 snRNA binding; protein binding. The transcript has 6 exons. Gene Ontology annotation, biological process: mRNA splicing, via spliceosome. Gene Ontology annotation, cellular component: U4/U6 x U5 tri-snRNP complex. The record is from RefSeq and is a predicted model, not a curated record.